Molecule: messenger RNA, 828 nt
Organism: Diospyros lotus (date-plum)
Lineage: Eukaryota; Viridiplantae; Streptophyta; Magnoliopsida; Ericales; Ebenaceae
Exons: 1
Coding region: 1-828 (275 amino acids)
Source: RefSeq, a predicted model, not a curated record
AUGGAGGAUGCAACAAAGAAUAAGACAACACAAAGCUUUGUCACCUGUGUCUACGAAGCCAAGGUUGCAGAUUUUUCACGCAAUGUAACCGUAACUUGGUCGAAGAACCUCACGAGCCAAACCCUUAACAUCUCAGUGGAAAACCGUUCUGGUGAAAACCAAUGCAAUUGCAAGAUUGAUCUUAAGACAUGGCAAUUUUGGGGCAGCAAAGGUCUAAAAUCAUUCAUAAUUGAUGGUCAGCGUGUGGACAUUUUCUGGGAUUUUCGCACUGCAAAGUUUUCUGGUAGCCCUGAGCCUUGUUCGGAUUACUAUGUUGCCAUGGUAUCAGGAGAAGAAGUUGUCUUAUUGUUAGGCGAUAGGAAGAAAGAAGCCUUUAAGAGAAGUAAGUCAAGGCCAUCCUUGGUCGAUUCUGUGUUACGUCAUAAGAAAGAAAAUGUGUUUGGAAAGCGAUGUUUCUUCACCCGAAGCACAUUAGGGAUGGCGAGAAAAGAGCACAACAUUGGCAUAGAGGCCUCUUUAUCUGGGCCUGGCGACCCUGAACUGUGGAUAAACUUGGAUGGGAUCUUGCUAUUUCAUGUUAUGAACUUACAUUGGAGAUUUCGGGGAAAUGAGUCUGUGUUGGUGGAUGACAUGCCAUUGCAAAUCUUUUGGGAUGUGCAUGACUGGUUGUAUUCAACCCCAAAUUCAGGGCAAGGUUUCUUCAUCUUCAAGCGAAGUACGACAGAAGGGGAACUUACAAGCAAUCCAGAUGCUAGAGUUUUAUGUGAUGAAGAGUCUGGAGAUGCUUUUGAGUUUUGUCAUCUCUUGUAUGCAUGCUUGGAAGGUUGA